GUUCAUAUUGCUGUUAUCGCCGAUCCUCAGAUUAUAGAUGCAUACACAUAUGAUCAACAGCCGGGACUGAUGCUAUAUUUGACGGAAAUCAUUUCAGAUAACUACAUGAAACGCAACUAUCGAUUAAUUCAGCAAGUGUUACGCCCUCAUCAUGUUAUAUUUCCAGGAGACAUGACGGAUGGCGGAAGAGAGUGGAAAGAUGAUCGGUAUAAGCGAGAACUUAAUAGACUACAACUUAUUUUUGCCAAGCUAGAUUCAAAACUUACCACAAUGGGAGUUCCGGGAAACCAUGAUAUUGGUUUUGGAGACACGGUUGUAAACUACGCAUAUCAGCGGUUCAAGUCAUCAUUUGGAACCAUAAACUCGGUUAUUACAAUUGCAAACCACCAAAUCAUUUGUUUAGACACAGUAUCACUAUCAAGUAAACGAGACACUCCGGCGAAAUUAGAGGCGGUUAAAUUUAUGGAAGAGUUUGAGAUGUUGUCCAGCACCAAUCGUAACAUGCGAAACAUCCUUGUCACUCAUGUGCCGCUGUAUCGACCUGCAAAUGCAGAUUGUGGUCCACGUAGAACUACACCACCAAUACGUAAUAUGUAUGGUUUCCAAUUUCAAAAUCUGGUUCAGCCAAAACUAACACGGGAGAUUCUCUCUAAAUUUAAACCCGAGCUGAUUCUCUCUGGCGAUGACCAUGAUGAUUGUGUGUUGAUUUGCCUUGCAAAAAUAUGUGAAGCUUUUCACUCUAUUGGAACAUUUUCAUUUUUACAAGGGAAUCCAUAUCCUAGUUUUGGUGUUUUGUCACUUCGAUCAGCCGGCGCACCUCCGUAUCACCAUGACACACCCAGCCUUGCUCUACACAUUUGUAGUCUCCCUCCACAAAAGUAUAUAUAUAUUUGGUAC
Molecule: messenger RNA, 897 nt
Organism: Batrachochytrium dendrobatidis JAM81
Lineage: Eukaryota; Fungi; Chytridiomycota; Chytridiomycetes; Rhizophydiales
Exons: 6
Biological process (GO): GPI anchor biosynthetic process
Cellular component (GO): endoplasmic reticulum
Molecular function (GO): hydrolase activity
Source: RefSeq, a predicted model, not a curated record